Molecule: messenger RNA, 1479 nt
Organism: Penicillium odoratum
Lineage: Eukaryota; Fungi; Ascomycota; Eurotiomycetes; Eurotiales; Aspergillaceae
Exons: 2
Coding region: 1-1479 (492 amino acids)
Biological process (GO): plasma membrane lactate transport
Cellular component (GO): plasma membrane
Molecular function (GO): secondary active monocarboxylate transmembrane transporter activity
Source: RefSeq, a predicted model, not a curated record
AUGGAUUCCACUCAUAUAUAUCGAGAUGAAGAAAAUUCAAUCAAAAUAUCUUACAAUCAGGAUAGAGCCUUUCCAGAGCCACUUUCCCUCCGGAAAUAUGCAAUCACAAGAAUAACAUCACUAAAGCCGCCAAUGGCAAAAGUUGCCAACCCAUUUAAGCUUCUAACCAUGCUAAACAAACAACAAUGGGCCUUCUUUAUUGUCUCCUUUCUCGCUUGGUCAUGGGACUCUUUUGAUUUCUUCACUGUCUCUCUCACCGUUUCCGACUUGGCUGAUACAUUCAACAAAUCCACCACCGACAUAACAUGGGGUAUUACUCUCGUUUUAAUGCUCCGAUCCGCCGGCUCCGCGCUAUUCGGUCUAGCAGCAGACCUAUAUGGACGGAAAUGGCCAUUCAUCACAGCCCUCACACUCUUCAUCAUCCUAGAACUCGCGACUGGCUUCUGCCAGACAUAUCAACAGUUCCUCGCCAUCCGCGCUUUAUUUGGAAUAGCAAUGGGCGGCCUCUAUGGCAAUGCCGCAGUCACCGCGUUAGAAGAUUGUCCCAUUGAAGCCCGCGGUCUUGUCGCAGGAUUAAUGCAGCAGGGCUACGCAUUCGGCUAUCUCCUCGCAACGGCAUUUGCACGCGCACUGGUGAACACGACUUCACACGGCUGGAGACCGUAUUUCUGGUUCGCAGCUUGUCCGCCCGUUCUGAUAAUCUUAUUCCGCCUUUGUCUACCCGAGACGAAAGCGUUUCAGAAUCGCCAAGCUCUCCGUGGGGAAAUGGAGCAUCCAGCACGAGAAUUCCUCGCUGAAGGACGAGCUGCAUUGCGGAACCAUUGGCUCGUUUUCAUAUACCUUGUUCUAUUGUCCAGUGGACUGAAUUUCAUGUCGCAUGGAACUCAGGAUUUGUACCCGACUAUGCUAGAGAAUGAACGUGGGUUCUCGUCAAAUGCGGUUACUGUUACGCAGGUGGUUGCUAACCUGGGCGCGAUGGCUGGGGGUUCUACGACGGGGUAUUGUUCGCAGAUCUUUGGGCGGAGGUUUAGUAUGCUGGUUGUUUGUGUUAUUGGCGGUGCGCUGUUGUAUGCGUAUACCCAUGUCCAGACUGAGGCUGUGACAGCUGUUGCUUUUUUCGUGCAGUUUUGUGUGCAGGGAGCUUGGAGUGUUAUGCCCAUCUAUAUGAUGGAGCUGGCGCCUGGUUCAUUCCAGACGUUCGUUGUUGGGUCGGCGUAUCAAUUUGGUAGUCUUGCUUCGUCCGCUUCGUCGACUAUUGAAGCGACUCUUGGCGAACACUAUCCACUUCCACCCCUGAUUAAGGCAGAUGAUACUGUUGUUGAACGGUAUAACUACGGAAAGGUCAUUUGUAUUUUUAUGGGGGCGAUCUAUGCUUAUUCUGUCAUAUUGAUUAUUAUUGGACCUGAGAAAAGAGGACAAAAGACGGAUUUGGAACAUGAAGAUAUCGAUGAAGUGAUCUAUGAAGAUGGAAAGCAUUAG